AUGCCUCUUCCUGGAGCUUCCGGAUCAGACCUCUCUGAGCUCGCAACCCACCUCCUCAAACAAGGCCCCAACAAGGUCCUCCCCACGCCUCGCCGCAUCCGCAUCGUCUUCAACCACGUCGUCAUCGUCGACACCACCAGCGCCGCCCUCGUCUGGGAACACGAUUACUACCCUCAUUACUACGUCCCCGAAUCCGAAAUCAAGAACGCAACCCUCAAAGAUGUCCAGCCCGUCAAAGGCGAGGCCGAUGCCUCAGCACGAGUUGCCGUCGCCGAACUCACCGUCGCCGGGAAAGACGGCAUCCCUACGAAGACGACGAACCGGGUGGUGAGAUUCGACAGCAGCUGGGGAGAACUCGCAGGGCUGGUGAGGAUAGAGUUUGCAGCAGCGGACACCUGGCUCGAAGAAGACCUCCCCAUCUACGGCCACCCCAAAGACCCCUUCAAGCGCAUCGACAUCCUCCCCUCCACCCGCCCCAUCGAGGUCCGCAUCGCCGGCAAGACCGUCGCAAAGGCCUCCUUCGCGAACCACCUCCACGAGACCGGCCUCCGGGUCCGCUACUACCUGCCCCUCGGCGCCGUCGAUCCCGCCAUCCUCCGCCCCAGCACAACUACCACUUACUGCCCCUACAAGGGAACCGCCGAGUACUACGACGUUGUUCUUGAUGGAAAGGAGUACAAGGACAUUAUUUGGUAUUAUAAGUCGACUCUUCAUGAGAGUGCGGCUAUUGCUGGACUCGUAUCGUUUUAUAAUGAAAAGGUGGAAAUCUUUUUGGAUGGCAAGAAGGUGGAGUAA
Messenger RNA from Trichoderma breve, 795 nucleotides. RefSeq lists its product as uncharacterized. The transcript has 3 exons. The coding region runs from base 1 to 795 and encodes 264 amino acids. NCBI's taxonomy places the organism in Eukaryota, Fungi, Ascomycota, Sordariomycetes, Hypocreales, Hypocreaceae. The record is from RefSeq and is a predicted model, not a curated record.